AUGUACGAGAGCGAAUGUCUUAAAUCCUUGGCCACAAUGCCCAUGAUGCGGAUGCGUUGCUCGGGUGAAUUGGAUGGCUCCUGGCUUCCACUGAAGCAGGAUUGGAGCACUCGCUGGUGCACACUGCCAGAAUUGUACAAGCAGAUGUGCGCGAAACGAAUCCAUAACUUUGAGACUCGUGAGAGCGAUGUGUUUGUGGUGACAUUUAUGAAGAGCGGCACCACUUGGAUGCAGGAGCUGGCCUGGUUGCUACUCAAUCAGCUGGACUUUGAACGUGCCAAGAGCUGCUAUUUGCCGAAACGUAGUCGUUUUAUAGAGAAUCUAGCUAUGAAAACGCCAUUUAUAGAUACAGUAGCUGCCUGUGAGAAGAUGAUCAGUCCACGUCUUAUCAAAUCCCACUUGCCAGCUCAACUGCUGCCUCGUGAGAUUUGGCAAGAAGGUCGUAAAAUAAUUUAUAUAGCCCGAAAUCCCAAAGAUGUUGUUGUAUCUAGCUAUCAUUUUUUGAAUGGCACUACACUCUGGAAGGGGGAUUUGGAUACAUAUGUCGAUGAGUUUGUGAAUGAUCAGAUUGCAUACACCUCCUACUGGUCACAUAUCAUCGACUUUUGGCGAAUGCGCAAUGAACCCAACAUUUUCUUUGUCACCUAUGAGGAAAUGAGACGAGAUCUAAAAGAUGUAAUUGAGAGAUUGUGCAAGUUUUUGGCAGCACCAAGCAUUAAAGAAGAGGAAAUGAAUCAACUGCUACAUCAUUUGUCUUUUGAGAGCAUGAAAGAAAGCAAUUAUAAUAACCUGACAGGACGAUUAAAGCAAAAGUUAACUACGACUGAAGAUUUUGAAUUUAUGCGACGUGGUAUUGUGGGUUCUUAUAAGGAUGAGCUAAAUAUAGUGCAUAAAGAAAAAUUGGAUAAAUGGACAAACGAGUUUUUGAAGGAGCAUGGUCUGAUUGAGUCCGACAUAUUUGGUGAAAUAUAG
Messenger RNA from Drosophila grimshawi, 972 nucleotides. RefSeq names its product sulfotransferase family cytosolic 1B member 1. Gene Ontology annotation, molecular function: sulfotransferase activity. The coding region runs from base 1 to 972 and encodes 323 amino acids. Gene Ontology annotation, biological process: sulfation. The transcript has 4 exons. The record is from RefSeq and is a predicted model, not a curated record. Lineage: Eukaryota; Metazoa; Arthropoda; Insecta; Diptera; Drosophilidae. Gene Ontology annotation, cellular component: cytoplasm.